UGUUUGAAGCCUUGAAUACAUGUGUUGGCACGUACUGGAGCAAGUACUUGAUGAGCAAACAGUUUAAUAUAAUAUUUUAUUCCAGUAUUUCCUGGUCGGUUACACUACUUCACUUGUAGAUUCCACUAUCUUCUUUCAAAAUGUAUUCUUCUCUUGUUUUUACGUGGAUGGAUGGGAGAUACUUAUACUUCAGGCUGUAUUUCUUCCUAGCUAUUGGCAAUGAUGAUCUCCGUGAAACAGUAUAUGAGAUUCUUCUAGCUGCUGCUGGAGCUUCAGGGGGCCUCAUUGUACCAUCAAAUGACAAAAAGAAGGAGAAGAAAUCUAGAUUGAUGAAGAAGCUGGGCCGUAGUAAGAGUGAAAAUGUAAUGACCCAGUCACAUCAUUUAUCUGGACUGGUCAGUUUGUUGGAGACAACGCGUGUCCAGAUGGAGGUAGGAAAAUGAAUGACCUUGUUACCUUCUGUCAGAUGUCAGAUUGCUUCUAGCUUCUGUUGUUCGAUUCACACCAGUAAUGGCAUAGAUAUCUUAUUAGUUUCU
Molecule: messenger RNA, 536 nt
Organism: Solanum tuberosum (potato)
Lineage: Eukaryota; Viridiplantae; Streptophyta; Magnoliopsida; Solanales; Solanaceae
Exons: 2
Coding region: 141-443 (100 amino acids)
Source: RefSeq, a predicted model, not a curated record